Molecule: messenger RNA, 6534 nt
Organism: Saitoella complicata NRRL Y-17804
Lineage: Eukaryota; Fungi; Ascomycota; Saitoellomycetes; Saitoellales; Saitoellaceae
Exons: 4
Biological process (GO): regulation of GTPase activity
Source: RefSeq, a predicted model, not a curated record
GCGGAUAUGGGUCCGUUGAGGAAUAUGGCGCUGUACCAGUACAACUCGAAACGCCUCUCUGCGCAACUUUGCGAAAUGUCAAAAGCGAUCCCGCACCUCAAGAAAGGUAUGCAGAACGUCCUUGCCGAAUCCUUGCGUCGGGGAAUAUGGCGAUGGAUUGAACUCUACCCUAGGGAAUUCGUGGGGCUGUGGAGGACGAGAAGAAGGCUGGAGGGAGCGGGGGCUGAGGAGAUGUUUGAUUUGGUGUACGGGAUGGGGAGUGAUACGAAGCGGAAGAGUGUGUUUAGGCCGUUGCAGACGAUGCUGUUGCUGCUCUGUCCAGAUGUAUUUACGACGUGUAUGUUGAACAUGGAACAGCUCAAAUCGUCCUCCACCUCUAAGGGGCUCGGACAUGGCGGAAGUAAUAAGUUGUAUUAUGAGGCUGUUGCGUUGUGUAUGGUCGAUAUCUGCAAAGCUGCGUCGAUGCUACCACCGAACGACGGGAGUGUUCUACGAGGGUAUGUUAUUGACGUGGAGAAUGAGGUUCGGAAUGUCUUGUUUCCGGCUGGUGUACAGAAUACGAUCACGGACCAGCAACUCCUCGUCGAGGGGUUUCUGGCGAUGUACAAGAUUCACCCCGAGGCGACGUUGGCGAGCAUUGUUCCGAGGUGUAUCGACCAGGGAAGUGUCUUGCUGCAUCAAUUGGUGUUAGUGAAGGCUUGUUGUGUACUCGCUGCACAGGCGAAAGUCGGGAAGACGCAGAGUUGGACGCCGGGGAUUGAGGGGAUUGUUCAUGGGUCGGGACGGGUGAAGGGGAAGAACGAGAAGAGGUACGUGGAUGAUGACGUGGUCAGUCCGAAGACAGUGCUGAGGUAUGUCUUGAGACUGUAUAUGCUCGACAUGAAUUUCGCGGCGUUGCAUAGUGCUGUUCAUCGGAAUCAUGCGGCGGAGACGAUGAUGAAUACCAUGGUCAGGUGUAUUGGAGAUCCAAAUAAGAAGUUACGCGAGAGUGCGUUGGAUUUAGCGGUUUUCUCGAUGAGUCCUGCUGGGGCUAGUAUUGGAAUCUCGAACAACCCUGACCCGGAGGAUCAGAUGCAUGCUUUUUGGAUGAUUGGGAGUGGGUUGCUCCUCGCUAUCUCGCGCAAGAUUCUGGAGUAUGGGCAGACAAGGGAUGAGUACCGAUCAGAGUUGAAGGCGUUGUCGAACAUUAUGCGGAGCAUGAAUUCGUUUUUGAGGGUCAAUCGGGAUCUGGCGAGUUUUGGGAUUAAGAUCCCGGAGAGGCUGGCUGCGAUCGUGGCGACGGAGAUUUCGCUGUUGAUUUUGUUGUGUUCGACGGAUAUGACCACCAUCACGGGCGCCGUGAACGCAUUCCAGGCUAUGGUUGAGGGAUGGUACUUGACGGAGACGUAUGAAAAUGAACUCGAUACGACGUAUACGAAUGUCAUGAGCAACUUCCCGUUGUAUACGGAGUUGUUUACGGAGGGCUUCCAGGUUGUUACGAGGUUUGCGGUGCAGAAGAGGAUUAGGCGGAUGUUGAGGAUGAUGCACCGGCCUACGCCUGCUAACCUUGCCGCAUGGGGGGAGGGAUGGAAGAGAUGGCGUGUGCUCACCAAGACUAAUUUGAAUCCACCUGUGCUGACGAGUGAUUUGAAGACUUCGUGGAGGAACUAUACUGGGUUCUGUGCUUCCCUUGGUGGAUGCUGCGUGGACGAACAUUGUUUCCCGAUUGUCGGGCAGCAUAGCAAUGGCUUGCCGAACUUGAAUGUCCAGUCUGGUGAUUCUUCGAUUAUGGGGGAGAAUGAGGCGCCGAUUGUGCAGUUCAUGAAUGAGUUGUCUGAUUUACUGGUGUGCAACUCGGUCUUUAUUCGGGAGUUCGUCAGGGACACGCUUGCAUCGGACUUGAAUCCGAGGUUGCAUAUCCUUUUGCUUCAGUCUUUGGAGACGAAGGUGAAGGAAUUCUUUGACUCGAGGGGUCAUGCUAUCUGCAAGGAUCGCCAUACGCUUUUCGUUGAGCAGGCGAUUGCGCUGCUGAAGUGCAUCUUCGAUCGCGUGCAGGAUAACCUGGAUACCACCUUUGCUGUUGACGUUGGGCAGAUCAUCCUGAACCUAGCUCGUUACUUGGAGCAACUGACAAAAAAUGCCACGACUGUUCGCAUCCGGAUCAAGAUGGCUCAGUUGUGUGAGGUCGUGGCUACGCAGAGGGAUCUUCUUAACCUGCGCCAGGAAUUCCGAGUCAAAAAUGCGUUGGUUCGCUUGUUGGCAUACUGGACGACGGAUAUGAUCAGCAAGACUGCCGAGCUCAUUCCAGAUGAUCAGCAAUCCCAACUGAGUCGUCUUCAGCGUGAUCUGGACUUGGCUGUGCUCAAGGCUAUUUGCUGCUUAUUGUGGAAGUUGCCUUUGCAGCCUAAGGAUAUCCCUAAUGCGCUUGACCUUGCCGAUGCGAAGUCACGGCUGUUCUACGAAUACUUCUCGGUCUUCUUGAAGGUUCUGAACAGAUGUCGCGUGUUAGAGGUGAUUGAAAUUGGUCAUUUGACGAAGAACGCCAGUCAAGAUCUGCAGCACCUAUACCAGAAGAGCAAAGACCAGGUAAGGGACCUUGGUCCAUUGCGUACUGCUUGUGUGCAAGCUAUAUCCAAUAUGCUCAGCGCCAAUGUGGGCAGUGGAUUGAAGCACACCUUGAGGUUGAGUUACCACGAGGAACCAAAGAUUCGGUCUGCAUUCUUGCAAAUCUUGACGGAUGUGCUGUCUCAAGGUACCGAGUUCCAGGUCCUUGCUCAGACUGCUGCAGGCGACAGCUACGAUCGGUUGGUCGACGCUGUCACCGAAAGUCUUGGGUUUGCUCGUGCACUCUGUGACAGUUGUCCGACAUCUGAGAUUGAUGACAUGGCAAUUGUGAUGUUGAAUCUCUUCCAGUCCAAAGGUCGAGCGAUGGAUCUCUUGAAGACAUUGAUCAUUGACGAAGUGGAGAAUACCGACAAUGAAGCUGAGCUUCUUCGAAGAAACUGCAUGGCAACGAAGAUGAUGUCUGCCUUCGCCAAGCUUCAUGGCGGUACCUAUUUGGCCUCCACUCUCAAACCCGUGCUUGCUGAGGUUUUGAAGGAUGCAUCUCAAUUGGACCAGGAGCUGGACCCCUCAAAGGUUCAAUCCGAUCAGGAGCUGGCUCGUCAUGUUCAACGUUUGAAGUCGUUUACGCAAAAGUUUAUCGAGGCCAUCUGCCAAUCAGCGGCACACGUGCCUGCACCGUUCCGGGAACUUUGCUACCAUAUCUCUGUAUGUGUUGGCGUCCGUUUUCCAGAAGCUAAGUAUACUGCUGUUGGUGCUUUUGUCUUCUUGCGUUACUUCUGCCCCGCUAUUGUGGCUCCAGAGUCCGAGAGCUUGGUUGAUUCUGUUCCAACCAGGGAAGCGCGAAGGGCUUUACUUUUGAUUGCUAAGAUUGUCCAGAACUUGGCCAACAACGUGCUCUUUGGUGCAAAGGAGCCUUUUAUGGUUAUCCUCAACGAGUUCUUGACCUCAAACAUCUUUACGGUCACUGCGUUCCUGCGCGACAUAUCGGUGAACCCUGUGAACCCCGGCUAUAGUCUCCAGCGUCUGGCGGCCCAGCAGAAGCCUACGAAGGAUGUUCAGAUCAUGUUGCACAGGUUUUUGUUUGAGCACAGUGACCGUAUCAGGAAGACCCUGGUGACCCAGCGCACUUCUGGUAAGGACAAUGGUUCUAACGCCGCCCCGGAAAGUUACAUGGACAUCCGUUCGAUAUUUGCCCGCGUGUCGACUCUUGUUGCGCAGCUCGGGUCUCCACCUCUUGCCCAGAAGGUGGACAUGCAUGUAGCUGGCAAUCCGGGGGAAAUUUCCAUGGCGGCUUUGCGACAAUUCAUGUUGCGUAACAAGGAUCGAAACAUUGACUCCAUUUUGUCUUCGAAAGUUGUUUACAAUGCUGGACUUGGAAAAGAUGGACGCUCUGUGAUCAUCAUCCACUUGUCGAAGUUCCAAGCUGAGAUCAUGGAUUCUGAGCUUAUGGUAUACUGUGUGCUCAAAAUUCUGAGUGGAGUGUGGGCGAACCCCUACGACUUCCUGAUGGACGCCACCCAUUAUUCGGAUACGAAUGAAAUGCAUUCGUCCUGGGUGCAGCAGCUUCUCUCGGUGAUACCGGCUGAGGCAAGAGCCAACUGCGGCCGAUUUAUCUACCUUAACGUGAACACGACAUAUAGGAGGCGGUUGCGCAAGCGCAUUAGGCCUGCAAUUUCAUUCCAAUUGCAGAACAGCGCCAUGUUUUCCUCGAUGUUGUUCCUCAGCAACGUUCAGGAUCUUCAAGAGUUUUACAACUUGUCUGACGUCAAGUUGCCUAAAGAGACACUUGCCUUGGCGAACGAACCCUUUGCACUCUACCAAAACGUUAUUCGUGUGUCACCUUCGUCGACGUCGAAGAGAACACCGGUUAACAUUAAGAUUGGCACCGAACAUAUUCAAUUGACGACGAUGAAGCCCAUUGAGAUUCUCCCUGGGUUCCCGCACGGGCACCUCAAUGAUGUCUACAAGUUCAAUGAGAUUGCUGAUGUUACUUUGAUCAGUGGAAGCAGUGGUGAAGACAGUCACUUGUUUGUGCUCCGUGUUGACGAAGGCAAGACUACUAUUACGUUGUCCAGCAGGAAGCGACGUGCUAUCAGACAGCAUAUUCUGAAAGCACAAGCUACACAGGUCGCCUCGGGUCAAAGUACAGUAACAGACAGACUCAUUCGGCCGAAGGAUGUUCCCGGAACCCUAUUGCAAAUCGCUCUUUUGAAUAUUGGAAGUGAGGACGCUAACCUUCGGGUGUCAGCAUACAACUUACUCUGUGCAAUCAGCGUGGCUUUCAACUUUGAAAUUGCCAAAGAGGUGCUCUCUUCGGAACAUAUCUGCAUUCCAGCUUCUCAUUCCCUAUAUGUGGCCGAGCUGAGCAGUAAGCUCGCAGCCACGCAACCACAGUUGACGUUUGAGCUGGUAUCGGAGUUCUUCGUGGGCUACUACAAAUGUUCUCACUUCCAGAAGCAGCACACUAUACGAUACAUCCAGCCAUGGUUGGAUAACUUGGGCGCUUAUGUGCCUUUGUUUGGUGAUGACAAAGCUCAGGCAGAGGCGAAAUUACGCCAAAUGAUGUUGACAUUGAUCCACAUGACACACGGUGAUCCGGAGUUCUUCCACGGGAUUGAGCGGUGUGUCUGGCGUACUAUUGGUCGGAUUGAGUCUAUUGCAUCAAUUGUCCUAGACGAAUUGUUGCGUUUCGCUCUUGAUCAUGGUGUUGGAUCUCCGCAGGCUGAACUGGUGGCCAGAAUCUUCACUGCUUUUGAGCCUACAUACUACUAUGGAAAGCUUAUCACGCGUCUGCGGAAAUCUAUCUCGCGAGCCUUGAUCAAGUCUGCAAGCAGGCUGCCUGAUGAUGCUCCUUCCACCGAGUUAGGAGUUUUGGUCCGCGUCCUCCUUAUGGUUUCCUUUGGCAGCGGGCCUCAUGCAAUGAUGUAUAUACCGGAGAUCUGUCAUAUCACCAUGAUGAUGGUUGGCUGGGGCCGAUAUGCUGUCAGGGCUUCCAUGCAUGGAAUUUUGAUCAACACUCUGCAGUCUAUGUGUACUGCCACUCACCUAGACGAGGCUGCAUCACAGAAGAUGAAGGCGGCUUUAGUGGAGUUGUCGGGACCAAAGUUCAGGCUCUUGUUCGGUCUUCCGUACCAGAUGGCAGUGAACCCUAUUACCUACCUCGAUUCGCCUGCGGACAGUGUCACCAACGAAAGCAUUCCUCUGGCGUCUAUGGAGAUUGUCGCACAUUUUGUUUUGGAUGGUUUGACAAUGUGCGCGCCUUCGAUGGAUAUUGCUAACGCCUGGAGGGCUCGUUGGAUGAGUUUGAUCACCAGCACAGCGUUCCAGAUCAGCCCUGCUUUGCAGCCGCGUGCUUUCAUCGCUCUGGGUUGUCUAGCGUCUGAAGUUGAUGACGACCUGCUGUAUCAAGUCUUGGUGGCUCUCCGCAGUGCUCUCAAGCUUGUUGUGGCAAACGCCGGUGAUCAUCAGUUGCUGCUCAGUAUCGUCAUGAGUUUGACAAAGAUUGUACACGAACUUCCUCCGGGCUCGAAGUAUAUCUCCGAUUUGUUCUGGAUCGCUGUUGUUGUGCUUCACAUGGACGUUGUGCCGAUCUUCACAGCUGCCGUUAAUCUCAUCCAGGCUUGUUUGAGCGCACUGGCUGCGGUGGAUACUUUCCGUGUUGACUCCAUUGGCACUGUUCUUUUGCGUGGCCGAAGUCGCCUGGAGGAAAUCAUGUCAGCGAUUGACAUCAAGAUGCAGAUUCACUUCGACCCGCACUUUUCCUUCGCCCUCGCUGCUUGCUUGUUGAAGGGUCUCCACCACCCGUCCACUAAGGCGGCGACUAUCGCGGCCUUGACUACCUUCCUCGAGAUUGAAGGGAAGAACGGAAAUGAGGUGAACCACGAUUCAAGCAAGACUGUAGAUCCGCAGAUCCUGGCUUGUCUAAUGCUUCUCCUGCCGGUUAUGUCUAACCCAGUCGAAGCCAAGGAGGUGUUGUGGCUCGCAGGCCUG